Messenger RNA from Drosophila takahashii, 3098 nucleotides. RefSeq names its product leukocyte receptor cluster member 8 homolog. Gene Ontology annotation, cellular component: nucleus. The record is from RefSeq and is a predicted model, not a curated record. NCBI's taxonomy places the organism in Eukaryota, Metazoa, Arthropoda, Insecta, Diptera, Drosophilidae.
GUGAGGAGGAGUACCAUGUCGGAGGCCAUGAGUGCUCCGCCGCCCCUGAUUCCGCAACUGCAGGAGAUGCAGCAGCAACAACAGCAGCAGCAGCAGGGCGGUAAUCCCGGCAAUCUCGCCCAGCAGUGGAGUAACUACGCGUGGUAUGCCAACCAAAACGCCGCCUACCAGCAGCAGUAUCAGCAGUACUACCAGUACUACAUGCGCUACCAGCAGCAGCAGCAACAGCAGGUAACCUCGACGGUCAGUGCGUCGAACGCGCCUCCGGGCUUCAGCAACGCGCUGGCGGUGCCGCCGCCCCUCCCCUCGGGUCCGCCACCCCCGCCGCCGCCGAAACCCGGCCAAACAGCGGGCCAAAACAAGCAGCAACAACAGCAGCAGCAGCAACAACAAAAGAAUUUCGGGGGAAUACGUUUUAAUUUGAAUUUAAACCAAAAGCGUUUGGCUGGUGCCCCCAAUCCCCUACAACAACAGCAGCAGCAACUUCAACAGCAGCAUCAACAGCAACAGCAACAUCUACAGCAGCAACAGGUCAUGCAAAUGUACAAUAACAACAACAACAAUAACAACAGCAACAAAAAGAAGCGCAAGCGUAACAACAAAAACAAGAGCUUCGAACAAACAACAUAUACAAACAACAUAAACAAUCCGUUUGCCAAUCAAGCCCAAGCCACGCCCAUAGCACCACCGCCGCCCAUCAUUAGCGCCAGCGAUGUCGGCGUGCCGAUCACUGCGGACUUGAGCAAGCCACCGCCGCCAUUGCCACUGGCCAUAGUGGCUCCCACAGAGAAUCCCCAGCAGCAACAGCAGUCGCAACAACAGACCGCUUCCCCUGCUCCAGCGCAGGCAUCCACAUUCAAGCGGCCCAACAGCUUUCAAAUGGCCUCCAACGACUCCUGGCCGGAUGCCCUCAAUCAGUAUGUGGCCCGUUGCUACUCGAAGUGCAACACGGACCUCGACAAGGAUCAGAUUGACAUUUGCCUGAAGGGCAAGAUUAUUGCGGCGGCCAAUCGCAACGAGCUGUGGACGCGGGACUGGGACAACGAGCCCAUGCCCACGGUGCACAGCGAGCGGGACGGCAUCGAUGUGGUGCUGAGCAAUGUGACGCCCCCGCAGCCGCAGCGUAGCAACUACUUCCAGAAGAAGCUGGAGCAGGAGAGGGAGCGGGAGAGAGACCGCGAGCCGGAGAAGGCCCCGACCAAGGGCUCCUCGGGUGCAGUGAAUCAGUUCAAGCAGAAGGGCAAUCAGUUUAACAAGUCCUCGUCCGGCUACGGCUCUCAUCACCACUCUUCGACAUCGCGAUAUUCCAGGAGUCGUUCGCGUUCGCCCUCAUCGUCAAACUCGUUGAAGUACUCGAGCAAGAAGCGGUACUCGCGAUCGCGAUCGCGCUCCCGUUCGCGUUCCCGCUCGCGAUCCCCCCGCUCCCGAUCGUGCUCCCGCAGCAGCGAUGCCAGCAGUCCCCCGGCGCGUAAGGUUAUCCGCAAAUCGGGCUCGAACGAAUCCCUGAAUUUCAUACCACUCGCCUCCGCGAACUUAUCCCGCAAGCAGCAGAAAAUGCUGAUGAAAAAGGGCAAGCGCGCAGCUGCAGCAGCAGCCGCUGGCUCCGGUCAGGCGAAAAAGAAGCCGCCUCACUUCUACUCCAACCAGUCGUCCGUUGGCGGAGCUGUUGAUGAUGACACAGCGCGCUUGCAACAGCGUGCGGCACGAUUUUCGCAGCAGGGCUCCAGCUCGGCCAAGAAAUCUGUCGUCGCCAUUGCAAGCUCACCGUUUGGUCUCACCACGGCCAAGAACAAGAAAAAAAUGAUGCAGCAGCAGCAGCAGCACCAUCGUUCUGCCUUCUACGAGGACACAGAGGCGGCUGGCGGCUUAGAUCUUCUCGAUUUGCAUAUUGUAGGCACUUGUAGGGACCUAGAGAAAUCGUUUUUGCGUCUCACCAAGGCGCCCUCGCCGUCGGAGGUGCGGCCUGUCGAGGUGCUCACCCACUCACUGGUAAAUGUAAAGGAAAAAUGGCGUGCCAAUCAGGACUACCACUAUGCGUGUGAUCAGCUGAAGUCCAUUAGACAGGAUCUGACUGUCCAAGGUAUUCGUGAUCAGUUUACGGUGGAGGUGUAUGAGACGCACGCUCGAAUUGCCAUGGAGAAGGGUGACCACGAGGAGUUCAACCAGUGCCAGACUCAACUGAAGAUGCUGUACAUGGAGAUCGGAGGCAAGAGCGCAAAUGCCUUGGAAUUUACAGCCUAUCGUAUACUCUACUACAUAUUCACAAAGAAUACCUUGGACAUAACCACUGUCCUGCGUUCAAUUACGGCUGAUCAACGCGAGACUCCUGCCAUUGCACACGCCCUUCAGUUCCGUUCUGCGUGGUCGCUUGGAAACUACUGCAAACUGUUUUCUCUGUACAAGACAGCGCCUCUUAUGUCCGGUCACAUGAUUGAGUGGUUCCUGGAGAGAGAGCGCAAGGCCGCUUUGCGAGUCAUGAUUAAAUCUUAUCGUCCCAACAUCAGCGUUGACUAUAUAACCAAUAUUCUAGCCUUUGAGAGCGCCGAAAAAUGCAAAGAAUGGCUCGACACCUUCAGUUUGCCCUACGCUGCCAAUGGUGCGCAAGUUGAUUGUAAAAACGCAGCUGCCAUUGCCAUUUAAGGCGAUUUUUACAGAAAGCACAUUACUUGCUGAUAGGCACUAUUCGAUUUUGUACCUGAUUUCCGAAUUUGCGGAUAUUAGUGUCCCUUGUCGGACUGCGGAUGCACUUCUCUGGCCCGUUCUAACAUCACUUGUAAAUAUUUUUGUAGGUCGCGAUCCCCUUUCGUUACACAGUUAGGACUUUCUUUACUCCCCUUCUCAAGCCAUCUAUUUUCGCUGAAUAGGCCGGCCUGUGAAUUCUUCGCUUUUUUAGUACCUUUUAAGUCUACAGUUCUUCGUAGGGUAUACAAUUUUUACAAGGAAAAUAAUUCGUCGGAAGAAAUAAUUUAAAAAGCAUCACAGGAAUAAUACGUCUAUUUACAUCAAGCAUGUACUGCAACUGGAACUACAUCGAUUCGAAGUAAAAUGGAAGUCGAAUGGAAGCCUGCAUGACGCCGAAUUUCUGGAUGAAUCAACUA